This is a messenger RNA of Phytophthora sojae, 581 nucleotides long. RefSeq lists its product as hypothetical. NCBI's taxonomy places the organism in Eukaryota, Oomycota, Peronosporomycetes, Peronosporales, Peronosporaceae. The record is from RefSeq and is a predicted model, not a curated record. The coding region runs from base 1 to 477 and encodes 158 amino acids. The transcript has a single exon.
AUGAGCGAGGCCGCCCGGCCGCCGGUGCCGCCGUUCACGCGCGAGUCGGCGGCGCUGAAAGUGCGUGCGGCCGAGGACGCGUGGAACUCCCGGGACCCCGCCCGCGUCGCGCUCGCGUACACCGUCGACAGCGCGUGGCGCAACCGCUCCGAGUUCGUGACGGGGCGGCAGGAGAUCGAGGCGUUCCUGACGCGCAAGUGGGCGCGCGAGACGCAGUACCGGCUCAUCAAGGAGCUCUUCGCCUUCGACGGCAGCCGCAUCGCCGUGCGCUUCGCCUACGAGUGGCUGGACGCCGAGCAGCAGCAAUGGUACCGCGCGUACGGCAACGAGAACUGGGAGUUCGACGCGCGGGGCCUCAUGGCCAAGCGCUUCGCCUGCAUCAACGACGUGCCAAUCGACGAGCAGGACCGCCGCUUCCACUGGCCGCAGGGCCGCCGGCCCGACGACCACCCGGGGCUCAGCGAGCUGGGGCUGUAGCUUGCUCAGCAGGUAGUGCUGGGUAAUGCAUGCAGCGCCACGUCCCCGGGGAGAAGGAAUCUGAUUUCGCUUCUAUCUGAGACGUCCGAGUUGAUUUCUGUUUG